Molecule: messenger RNA, 1416 nt
Organism: Musa acuminata subsp. malaccensis (wild Malaysian banana)
Lineage: Eukaryota; Viridiplantae; Streptophyta; Magnoliopsida; Zingiberales; Musaceae
Product: receptor-like protein 44
Molecular function (GO): protein binding
Source: RefSeq, a predicted model, not a curated record
AUGGUCAUGCAUCUGAUUGGUCGCAGGAGUUGCAGAGUGGCCAUGCAUGGCUGCCGCUUCAGAGAGAGAAUCUACAGAAGCACAUCCGAGUCCUCUUUCUUCCACCGAAGACUGCGGCGCCAUGGCCGAAACUGGGUCGUGUUCCAAGUGGCGGCGACGAGGGUGAGGGUGGUGGGGGACGCGAGAGGAGAUCAGUCGGGGUGGGGAGAUGCGCCGUCUGGUUGCCCUUCUCGGAGUGGGGCGCUGCUGUGUGCUGCGUCGGGUCUUUGGAUGUCGACCCAAUCUUGAUGGUAGAUCCACGGUCGGCGAUCGAGAACAGGCCACGGUGAAGCGUAGCGAGAUCAUCUUCAGUCCUCCGCCAUGGACGAGAAUCCGGGUCUGGAUCAGGUCAACGGAGAUGAUGAUAACUUAAAACACGGAGCAGAGACGAGCGAAUAGGACCAAAGAUCGCAUUUUUAUUCCCCCCCCCCCAAUCCGUCCAAUGGGGCCGCUGCCGCCGCUGUGGUGGGUGGAGCUCCUCCUUUCGCUACAGCUAGUCCUCCUCCUUCCGCCGCCGGCGGUGGCGGAAUCCGGCGACGAGGCGUGCCUGUCGAACCUGCGGCGGGGCCUGACGGACACCAACGGCAGCCUCCGGAACUGGACGAGAUCCAACUUCGCCGCCCCCUGCAACGGCUUCACCUCCUACCUCCAGGGCGUCACCUGCAACAACGGGCGCGUCUACAAGCUGUCCCUCACAAGCCUCGCCCUCGGCGGCGCCAUCUCCCCCUUCGUCGCCAACUGCAACAACUUCCAGUCCCUCGACCUCUCCUCCAACCAGCUCGAAGGCCCCAUCCCGCCGGAGCUCUCCGCCCUCCUCAACCUCGCCGUCCUCAACCUCUCCUCCAACCACCUCACCGGGUCCAUCCCCCCGCAGCUCGCCCUUUGCGCCUACCUCAACGUCAUCGACCUCCACGCCAACCUCCUUUCCGGCCCCAUCCCCGACCAGCUCGGCCUCCUCGCCCGACUCUCCACCUUCGAUGUCUCCUACAACCGCCUCUCCGGCCCCAUCCCCGUGCUGCUUGCCAACCGGUCGGGGCCAGCGGUGGGUCUGCCGCGGUUCAACGCAAGCUCCUUCGUCGGCAACUGGGAUCUGUACGGCUACCCCCUGCCGCCAAUAAGGCCAAGGGGACUAUCAGUGCUCGCCAUUAUCGGGAUUGGGCUCGGGAGCGGCCUUCUCAGCCUGGUCCUCAGCUUCACCGCCGUCUGCAUCUGGCUUCGCGUCACGGAGCAGGCAGCCAUGACGCCCGGCGAGGAGGGAAAGAUCUCCCACCUCAUGCCCGACUACUGAUCCGUUCCACCAUGAACGCGACAUCAAAAUCCCGUCUUUGGCGCACCCUCUGAUUCUUCCAAGACUCAAGAGGACAUGCAGACGCAGAG